This is a messenger RNA of Equus quagga, 2420 nucleotides long. RefSeq names its product ankyrin repeat domain 65 (gene ANKRD65). Gene Ontology annotation, cellular component: cytoplasm; nucleus. NCBI's taxonomy places the organism in Eukaryota, Metazoa, Chordata, Mammalia, Perissodactyla, Equidae. The transcript has 3 exons. The coding region runs from base 65 to 1342 and encodes 425 amino acids. The record is from RefSeq and is a predicted model, not a curated record. Gene Ontology annotation, molecular function: protein binding.
GCCUCUGGGCAGACUCCUUCUGGGGGUGACUGGAGUCAAGCCCCUCAGAAGGCUAAGUGGUGGCAUGGUCCCCUGGGAGAUGAGGAGUCCAUAUUGGCCUGGGGACACAUGGGCCAGGGCUGGCCAGAGGCCUCCAGCAUCCAUGCAGGAUUCCUAUUCUUCCAAGAUGGACCCUGGGAGCUCUGAGCUGGGGGAGCAGGACCUGACAGAGGAACUGCGGUGGAUGGAGCUGGGCUUGGAGGAGGCCCUGGGAGCUGAGACAGAGGGGCCCAGUGUCCUACAGGCCGGGGGGCGCCUGCUGCAGGCCGUGUGGAGGGGUCCUGUGGGCCUGGCUACGCAGCUGCUGCAGCAAGGGGCCAGUGUGGAGGAGAGGGACCACGCCGGCAGGACCCCACUCCACCUGGCCGUGCUGCGUGGCCACGUGCCCCUGGUGCGUCUCCUGCUGCAGCGCGGGGCCCCGGUGGGAGCCGCGGACCGCGAGGGGCGCACGCCGCUGCACGAGGCUGCCUGGCACGGUCACUCGCUGGUGGCCGAGCUGCUGCUGCGGCGCGGGGCCCCGGUGGCCGCGCGCUCCAGGGCAGGCCUCACGCCGCUGCACUGGGCCGCCGCGCUGGGCCGCACGCUGCUGGCCCGGCGCCUGCUGAGCGCGCCGGGCCCGGACCCCGCGGCGGUAGACGCGCGCGGCUGGACGGCGGCGCAGUGGGCGGCUGCGGGCGGCCGGCUGCCGGUGCUUGAGCUGCUGGCGGCGGGCGGCGACACGGGCCUGGACGGCGCCCUGAACGUGGCGGCCGCGGCCGGGCGCGCGGCGGCGCUGCGCCUUCUCCUGGCGCGUGGGGCGCUGGUGGACGCCCGGGACGGCGCGGGGGCCACGGCGCUCGGCAUCGCGGCUGGCCUGGGCCGCCGGCAGGACAUGGAGGUGCUGCUUGACCACGGAGCAGACCCAAGCCUCAAGGACAGGCAUGGUCGCUCUGCGCUCCACAGGGCUGCCACCAGUGGACACCUGCCUGCCGUCCAGCUGCUAGCAGCCUGGGGAGCAGAGGUGGAUGCUCGGGACUCAUUAGGCCUCACACCCCUGCACCACGCUGCUCGUGGAGGCCAUGUGGAGGUCGCCAGCCACCUCCUGGACCGGGGUGCAAAGGUCAAUGCUGCUGGUUGGCUCCACAAGACCCCUCUGCACCUUGCCAUGGAGCGUGGCCAUGGCCCUACUACAGAGCUUUUGCUGAGCCGAGGAGCCAACCCCACUCUGAGGACACAGUGGGGUGAGGUGGCCCAGGACCUGGUGUCUGAGGGGGGCCUGCCCCAGGCGCUGCCUACCCUUUGCAGAGAGCAGGUGGAGUGCUAGGGGCACAGAGGGGCCCCAGGGGCCCUGAGGGUCUCAGUGUGGGGUUGAGCCCACAUGGCCAGAGCAGGAAAGAUAGCUCCUGGCUCCCACAGCCUUCUGAGUAUGUCAGGCUCCUCUCUUCUGAGCUGAGGCCGCCUGCCUGGGCAGAGAGGAGAAUGGCUGAGAGGUUCCUGGAGGAGAAGGAGGCAGUGGCUCGAGCCCUAACGGGCCUGUGGCCCUGGUACUACCCCACUGACUCCUGCGGGCCCAUCACCCCCACAGCUCCAGGCUUCUCCACACUCUUUGGCGGAGAGACUGAGUUGUAGUGACAGAUUUGACCAAAACCUGAUGGUCUCCCCUUUGUCCACCAUGGGGAUGUCACUCUCAGCUGCUUGCUCUGUACGUGGGAGCGUUCUGUGUUUCCUUAGAUCCAGUAUUUGUCUAUUGGCAUCCAUUAAUUACAGGGUCAAACUAACAGCCACAGUUGUUUACAUCUCCGCUGUGAUCCAGAGCCCACAAUCUGAACUGCCCCCUUCUCUCCCCCCCCCCCAGCUGACGCCCCCCCCCCCCCCGGCCCCAAAUCACACAGGGCCAGGUACCAGACCCCUGGGGACAGCCUCUAUGCACCAAGGCCCACUGGGAUUAUCCAACAAGCCAAUCCUAAGCUGUUUCCCGCCCUGCCUUGCCUUUCCUGUGGGAACCCUGGGAAAGGCUCUGGCCUGAGCUUCCUCGAUCCUGCUUCUGCCUCCUGACACUGCUGCUUCCCCUGUGGCCCUGCAGGGCAUGGCAUGAAAUGUGAGUAAUAAGAAUCUUCUUUCAAUGGCAUCACUCAGCCAUCUCCAUAAAUUAAAAAUUGAAACAGAGGGACCGUUGUCUCUGACUGCCCACCUCCGUAUCCUCGGAGAAAAUCAUUGCCAUUAUUUGAUUUUUCUGAAAGAACAGCUUUACAGGACAGAUUUCAUCUUUCAAAAGUGAGAGUUCUAAGAACAUACAAUGGAGAAAGGAAAGUCUCUUCAAUAAAUGAUGUUGGGAAAACUGGACAGGCACAUGCAAAAGAAUGAGAGUAGACCAUCAUCUUUCACCACACACAAAAAUUAAC